GCCUUGAACCGGACCGAACGCCACUCAUGCCUCCCCAAACCCUAAAACGCUAAACCCUAGUUCUGUCAGCUAUAAAUUUGCCACUUCCCACGGAACCUACAAACGUUUCUCCUUUAUCUGCGCCGCUCCGCUCCGAUCCGUCUUCGAUCCGAGCUGCGGAAAUGAGACCUCCAAGAGGUGGUGGUCGCGGUGGCGGCUUCAAGGGCCGGAGCGAUGGUGGUGGGGGCAGAGGACGAGGGAGAGGCGGAGGAGGCCCUGGUGGGCGAGGCGGAGGCGGAGGCGGUGGGAGAGGCCGAGGCGGUGGCCGGGGCGGUGGGAGAGGCCGAGGCGGUGGCCGGGGCGGUGGAAUGAAGGGUGGGAGCAAGGUCGUCAUCCAACCCCACAGGCAUGACGGGGUGUUUGUGGCCAAGGGGAAGGAGGACGCCCUUUGCACGAAGAACAUGGUGGUGGGUGAGUCUGUGUAUGGUGAGAAGCGGAUUUCAGUUCAGAAUGAGGAUGGAACCAAGGUGGAGUACCGGGUAUGGAAUCCAUUCCGCUCGAAGCUGGCAGCAGCUAUUCUUGGUGGCGUUGAUAACAUUUGGAUUGCUCCAGGGACUCGAGUUCUCUACCUUGGAGCGGCAUCUGGGACUACAGUAUCUCAUGUUUCUGACAUUGUUGGGCCUACUGGAGUGGUCUAUGCUGUUGAAUUUUCACAUAGAAGUGGAAGGGAUCUUGUAAACAUGGCGAAGAAGCGAACAAAUGUUAUCCCCAUCAUUGAAGAUGCUCGACAUCCUGCUAGAUACCGAAUGCUGGUGGGAAUGGUUGAUGUUAUUUUCGCAGAUGUUGCUCAGCCAGAUCAAGCAAGGAUAGUGGCACUGAAUGCAUCUUAUUUCUUGAAGAACGGUGGUCAUUUUGUGAUAUCAAUUAAGGCCAACUGCAUUGACUCGACGGUGCCAGCUGAGGCAGUCUUUGCACAAGAAGUGAAGAAACUGCAGGCAGAGCAGUUCAAGCCAUCGGAGCAGGUCACUCUCGAGCCUUUUGAGCGAGAUCAUGCCUGUGUUGUUGGUGGAUACCGCAUGCCAAAGAAGCAGAAAGCGGCCUCCUAGAGUUUUCUUUUUUUAGUUGGGAAUGACUGCUUCACUAGUAGCUGCAUGCAGGAAAUUAUGGUUAUUGGGUUAUUUGAUACUGUGCUUCUUCCUACUGUUGUCUGAAUUAUGGUUUUUUCUCCAAACACUAAAAUGGAAUCGGUUUUUCUGGUUUCGUUUCAGAGGAUGGUGCUUAACCUCUGGCAGUGUUGUUGCAUUUAACAUCUUCAUGCAUCCUGUUAACUUCGAAAUGUGUUGCAUUGUAAUUUAGAUUCUUAUGCUACGUGUCUUAGGGUGCCUAUUGCGAAAUUUCAAUUGCAACUGACUUAGUGUUGUUCGAAGUGAUUGACAACCGGAACAAGUAUAUGAACUGUCUUUCAAUUAACCUUAACAUCUUGUAAUGUCAGAUUAAUUCUAGCACAUUCAG
This is a messenger RNA of Elaeis guineensis (African oil palm), 1491 nucleotides long. Its product is annotated as rRNA 2'-O-methyltransferase fibrillarin 1. Gene Ontology annotation, biological process: rRNA methylation; box C/D sno(s)RNA 3'-end processing. Lineage: Eukaryota; Viridiplantae; Streptophyta; Magnoliopsida; Arecales; Arecaceae. The record is from RefSeq and is a predicted model, not a curated record. Gene Ontology annotation, molecular function: rRNA methyltransferase activity; RNA binding; histone H2AQ104 methyltransferase activity. Gene Ontology annotation, cellular component: box C/D methylation guide snoRNP complex; small-subunit processome; nucleolus.